GGACUUGGGUAAGAAAACAUUCCACAGCAGGUGAACCUCAGGACCAGUUCAGGAUAGCUUAUAGACUCGAAGAAGCACAUUUAGGUUCAAAAUGCCAGGCACGUACCAUGGGUUUUGGAAAAUGACCACUAAUGACAACUUCGAGGACUAUCUGAAGGCUUUAGAUGUAAAUAUCGCCGUCAGGAAAAUCGCCACCUUGGUCUUCUGUGAUAAAGACAUUAACCAGGAAGGCGAUCACUUUAUUAUCAGGACCUUCAGUGCUUUCAGAAGCUACACUAUGGAGUUUGACAUUGGCAAGGAGUUUGAAGAAGAUCUGAAAGGAAUAGAUGACAGGAAAUGUAUGACAACCGUGACCUGGAAUGGAGAUAAGCUGGAAUGUGACCAGAAAGGUGAGGUGGAGGGCAGAGGUUGGACCCACUGGAUCGAAGGAGACGAGCUUCAUGUGGAGAUGAGAGCACGAGGAGCAGUGUGCAAGCAGGUCUACAAGAGGAAAUAAACCAGGCCCAGAGUGGAACCCCCGGCUGGAGAUCAACGAGAGACCACGAUAGAGACUCUUACCUGUUCAUCCGUCCAUCAUUUCUUUAUUCUUCUCUUGUUAGACCUGUAUGAAGUGAUUAGAUCAACUUUAUCUAAAUAAAACAUUGACAAAUACACAAUUAUAUAAGAA
Molecule: messenger RNA, 667 nt
Organism: Astyanax mexicanus (Mexican tetra)
Lineage: Eukaryota; Metazoa; Chordata; Actinopteri; Characiformes; Acestrorhamphidae
Product: retinol-binding protein 1
Exons: 4
Coding region: 92-496 (134 amino acids)
Biological process (GO): fatty acid transport
Cellular component (GO): nucleus; cytosol
Molecular function (GO): fatty acid binding
Source: RefSeq, a predicted model, not a curated record